GUACCGAGCCGGGUUGAGUGCGCGUAUAAACUUUCUAUCAGCUAAAUAUUGUCUGUUUGACAUUUAGCAUUGCCUUUAACGUCCUAAUCAUCCUCAAUCUGGGCAAUAAUUGAACGUUUUUUUAAAGUUUUUUUUAGCAUUAUUAAGGCCACCGUCGAGCAAUAAAGCAGUAAACUGUGUUUGGUGAAUUCUAACCUCUACAAGCUGAAGAUAGUGACAGAAUGGCAGAUUCCGGCUAAUAUAACUAGUGAAAUAUUGUGAUAAGGAUUAAACGCUCUUAAUACUCGAAAUAGUGCACUAUAAACUGCAACAUUUCUAUAAAUAAACGUUGUUUACAUUGUUGUUAAUUGUGAAAAGUGAACAAUAACCCCUAUCAGACAAAUCUGAAAGUGACAUGUCGAAAGUAAACAAUCGCUAGUUUAAAGGGCCAAAUGACGUGAAAAAGAAAAACAGCAGGCGCCGCCAUGAAGCGGUCCUUCCCUUUCUUCGUUUUCCUGGCCAUGUCGAUGGUCACGCAGAGGGCAACAGCAACUACAAAAGAAAUAGUCAGGACAUUUUCGGAUUUGAAAGUGCAGGCUUUUAACCAUCUUGUAAUCGAUAAAAACACGGGCCGCGUCUACAUCGGAGCUAUAAACCGAUUGUACCAACUAUCUCCCGACCUAGAUUCUGUGAUAACAGAGAUAACCGGUCCGAAACUGGACUCCGAUGAUUGCUCAGUCCUCGAAUGCAACAGCGCUAUAAAUAAGAAGCUCACAGACAACGUCAACAAGGCUCUAGUGAUCGAUUACACCACCUCCAGGCUAAUAUCUUGUGGGAGUCUCUCUCAAGGGAUUUGCUCGGUUAGACCUCUACAAAACAUAUCCGAAGGAAGUCAAGAAGUAAGGGAAGCCGUGGUGGCGAAUAACGCGACGGCCUCGACUGUAUCGUUUAUUGCUCCUGGGCCUCCAAAUCCCCCGGUAUCGCAAGUGAUGUAUGUCGGUGUGACCUUUACCCUAGGAUCUCCGUACAGGUCCGAAGUGCCAGCGGUCAGCAGUCGGUCUCUAGAUCGAGACAAAAUGUUUUCAAUAGCUCAAACAGCUGUAACGACAGGCACUAGGAUGUUUGUAAAUUCGCUAGCUAGAGAACGAUAUCCAAUUACCUACGUCUACGGAUUUGCUUCUGAAGGCUUCAGUUAUUUUCUAACAACCCAAAUGAAACAUACUACCUCCAGUCAAUACAUUAGUAAAUUAGUUAGGGUAUGUCACGAUGACGAAAACUACUACUCUUACACUGAGAUUCCGAUGGACUGUAUCAGCGAGGCUCAAGGAGGGAGAAAAUACAACUUAGUUCAGGCCGCGUAUGUGGGCAAAGCGGGUUCUGAUCUUGCCUCGGACUUAGGUAUCACAGCCCAAGACGAUGUUUUGUUUGCUGUGUUUAGUGAAAGUGAUGCUGUGAUUGCCAAUAAACCUUCCGAUUUGUCGGCGCUUUGCGUAUAUUCACUCAAAUCCAUUAGGCGGAAGUUUAUGCAGAACAUCAAGCAUUGCUUUAGCGGAAAGGGCCAACGAGGUCUUGACUUCAUCUCUCCCAGUCACCAGUGCGUUCCAACGAAACUACAAACAAUUGGCGAAGAUUUUUGUGGACUGGACGUUAAUACUCCCUUGGGUGGCGAACAACCAGUUUCAGCUGUACCAGUUCUUCUUUUUAACAUCCGUUUGACUGCCGUCGUUGCAACUUCCACUGGAGACUUCACUGUAGUCUUCAUUGGUUCAUCUAGUGGGCAUCUAAAAAAGGUUGUGGUCGAAUCAUCUACGUCUGCUUUAGAAUAUGGAGAUUUGGUCGUAGAAGAAGGAUCUCCUGUAAAUCCAGAUUUACACUUUGAUUCGCAGUCUAUGCAUCUCUAUGUGAUGACGGAAAAGAAGGUAUCAAAAGUUAAAGUUCAAGAAUGUACAGUUUACAGGAAUUGUUUGGAAUGCUUGGGAGUUAAAGACCCCUACUGCGGUUGGUGUUCACUAGAAAAUAAAUGUAGCUUACGUUCUGACUGUCAAGACGCUGCCAAAGAUCCUUUAUAUUGGAUCAGUUACAAAAGUGGAAGAUGCACAACUAUUACCUCAGUUAUUCCCAACCAGUUACAAAGAACAACAGCAAGAACGUUGGAUUUGGUAAUCGAUAAUUUACCAACUUUACAAGGACAUUUUUUGUGCGCCUUCACGGCUUUAGAUAAGACUUUAAUUACAAACGCUACAAGAAAGGGUUCUGGAGUAAAUUGCACAACACCAAGGACUGAUUCCUUACCAUCUAUACCACCAGCACAACAUCAUUUCACUGCCAAGCUCUCGGUUAGAAUGACUUCUGGGCCGGAUUUCGUAGCAACAAACUUCACUUUUUUCGACUGCAAUACUUACAGUUCCUGUACGCAGUGUGUAUCUUCGUCUUUUCCUUGUGACUGGUGUGUAGAUGGACAUAGAUGUACACAUGACACUGCCGAAAAUUGUAGAAACGACAUUCUAGUUACUGGCGUUAGUAGGGCAGGACCAAGUUACAGAUCAGGUCCAGGUUUUUGUCCGACAAUAAACGCCACGGUCGGAAAUUCGCCAGAAAUUUUAGUAGCUUCUGGAAUAAAGAAAGCUAUUAAAGUUAAGGUCCAUAUCAUCGGACAGUUUAUCGUUCAAACUAGAUUCGUAUGUCAAUUCAAUAUAGAAGGAAGAGUAACUAGCGUAAAUGCUCAACUACUAGGUGAUACUAUUUACUGUGAUGCCAUGGAAUUUUCCUACACAUCUAGAGCACCAAAUAUCACUGCUACUUUUGCUGUUAUUUGGGGAGGUUCAAAACCUUUGGAUAAUCCAGACAAUAUUCAUAUUGUAAUCUAUCGUUGUCGCGACAUGGCAGACAAUUGUGGAAUUUGUUUAGCACUAGCUGAAAAAUAUGACUGUGGUUGGUGCCAAAGUUCUGAUAGAUGCGAAGUCAAAGACCAGUGUGAAAAGGGAUCAGCUGUUUGGUUAAAUAGGAGCCAAACUUGUCCAAAUCCUGAAGUUACCUCCUUUAGUCCUGAAUUAGGACCUUGGGAAGGUGGCACCAAUAUAACUAUUAGAGGAAUCAAUCUGGGUAAAAAUUUCCAAGAUAUUUAUUCAGGCAUAAGUAUUGCUGGAAUAAACUGUCAGCCAUAUGAACACCUCUAUAUCAAAACAAAGCAAAUAACUUGUCAGGUUGAUGGACCAGGUACCAAGGAACUACGUCAAGGACCAGUUACAGUAAAAGUUGAAGACUACCGGGGUGAAUCAAAAACUCACUACAGAUUUGUUAAUCCUAACAUUACUGGAAUCUCACCUAAAUGUGGACCAAAAUCAGGAGGCACUAUGCUACAAAUCACAGGAGAAUAUAUGAACGCUGGUAGCAAUAUUCAAGCAUUUCUAGAUGAUCUUCCAUGCAGAAUUUUAUCUACUGAACAAAACCAGGCAUUGUGUAUUACCAGUUCAUCAAAUUCAACGUCCAAACGAAAAUUAAAAAUGAAAUUUGACAAAGGAGAUCGAUAUUUGGACAGCAUGAUGUUCGAAUAUGUAGAUGACCCUAUAAUUGAAUCUGCGGAAUCUGGAGUUGCCAGCCAAAUUAAAGUACCAAAAGGCAUUCCAGCUGGAGGCAUUAAAAUAUCAGUGACUGGUAGAAAUUUAGCUUUCAUACAAAAACCUCAAAUGUAUGUUUUUUAUGAACAAAAAAUGUUUAUAAGUGAAUGUACAGUUUUGAGUAACACUAGUAUGAACUGUCUUUCUCCAAUUAUCGAUGCCGCCGAAGAAGUCAAAUUAGAUGCAGAUAGUCCUUUGAAACUUGAAUAUGGUUUUCGUAUGGACAAUGUCACUGGCGUUCAGAAUCUCACUCUCAAUAAGGAUUUCAAUCCAUUCCUGUUGUACCCAAAUCCAAUAUUUAUACCAUUUGAAAAGGAAGUUAAAUAUUACAAGUCAGACUACUUAAACAUUAACGGUCAAAAUAUUGAUCGUGCCUGUCAAGAAUCAGAUGUCGAAGUCCUUAUUGGUAAAAGCACAUGCAAUGUGACCUCAUUAUCUCGACAGCAGUUAACGUGUCGACCUCCAGAGACCCAACCACCUGCUGUUAACGAUCAAGAUCAUCCCAAUAGUGAGGCAUUGCCUGAAGUGGUGGUGAUUGUUGGAGGUUCACUACGUUAUAACAUUGGAGUUCUCUCAUAUUCUUCGCCUCAAGGUCUAAAUGGUGCGAUCACAAAACCAACGCUGUAUAGUAUAAUUUGUGUCGCUGUCGCCAUCUUCAUAGUGUUCGUCUGUUUCCUAAUAGCCUACCGCAGAAAAUCGACAGAAAGUAACAGAGUGCUCAAGAAUAUGCAAGAACAAAUGGAUAUAUUGGAGCUGCGAGUAGCCGCUGAGUGCAAAGAAGCUUUUGCCGAGUUACAAACAGAAAUGACAGAUUUGACAGGCGAUUUAACCUCAGGUGGGAUACCUUUCCUGGAUUACAGGACUUAUGCUAUGAAGAUUUUGUUCCCUAACGUAGACGACCAUAUAGUUCUGCAAUGGGAAAGACCAGAAUUAUUGUGCAAGGAAAAAGGAUUGAGACUUUUUGGACAGUUAAUAAUGAACAAAACAUUUUUGCUACUUUUCAUAAGAACAUUGGAAAGCAACAGAUACUUCUCGAUGAGAGACAGAGUCAAUGUUGCUAGCCUAAUAAUGGUUACCUUACAAAGCAAAAUGGAGUACUGUACAGAUAUUCUUAAAACUCUCUUGGCGGAACUUAUAGAAAAAUGCAUGGAAGGCAAGAGUCAUCCUAAGUUGCUACUUCGUAGAACCGAGAGUGUCGCUGAGAAAAUGCUCAGUGCUUGGUUUACAUUCCUUCUUUACAAAUUUUUGAGAGAAUGUGCGGGAGAGCCUCUGUUUAUGCUAUUUAGGGCUGUGAAACAGCAGGUUGACAAAGGACCAGUAGAUGCUAUCACUUCAGAAGCACGAUAUUCUCUCAGCGAGGAAAAACUUAUAAGACAAUCAAUAGAUUUUAAGCCAAUGACGGUUUAUGUCUCCAUAUCUCAACAAACGGUAUUUGUUGGAGGCAUGGAUCAUAACACAGACAAUGUUCCUGUAAAAGUAUUAGAUUGUGAUACAAUUAGUCAGGUUAAAGAGAAAUCACUGGACACUAUUUACAGAGCAACACCUUAUUCACAGAGACCAAGAAAAGACGACUUAGAUCUAGAAUGGAGAACAGGUACUUCUGGAAGACUGAUUUUAUAUGAUGAAGAUAGUACUACUAAAGUAGAAGGAGAUUGGAAGAGAAGAAACACAUUGCAACAUUACAGAGUACCUGAUGGCGGAUGUCUAAAUUUAGUGUCCAAACAAAGUUCUAUUUAUAAUUUAAGUAUUUUCUCCGAGAAAAACGAUAAAUCUCACAAAUACGAAACGCUGAACCUCAGUAAAUUUAGUUCUGUAAGUCCCCCACUAAGUCGAGCCACUAGUCCAUUGAACCACGAUCAUGACCAAGGACUGAAAGCUUGGCAUCUUGUAAAGCAUCACGAUAACGAUAAUCAAAAAGAAGGCGAGAGAGGCAAUAAGAUGGUUUCCGAAAUUUACCUAACUAGGCUUUUAGCUACCAAAGGUACUUUACAGAAAUUCGUAGACGAUCUGUUCGAAACUAUCUUUAGCACGGCUCAUAGGGGAUCUGCGUUACCACUCGCCAUAAAGUAUAUGUUCGAUUUUCUGGAUGACCAAGCUUUACAACACGGAAUAUCAGAUCCUGAAGUAGUACAUACAUGGAAGAGUAACUCCUUGCCUCUUCGGUUCUGGGUGAAUCUUAUUAAGAAUCCCAAUUUCGUAUUCGAUAUACACAAGUCGAAUAUAGUAGAUUCAUGUUUAUCUGUUGUUGCUCAAACGUUUAUGGAUUCCUGUUCAACUUCUGAUCAUAGAUUAGGGAAGGAUUCACCCAGUUCGAAAUUACUGUAUGCAAAGGACAUUCCAUGUUAUAAGGAGUGGGUAGAGAGAUAUUAUUCUGAUAUUAAAAUGAUGCCUGCCAUAUCGGAUCAAGAUAUGAAUGCAAUGUUAGCAGAAGAUUCUAGGCUCCAUACAACGGAAUUUAACACAAAUUGCGCUCUUCACGAGCUAUACACGUACGCCAUGAAAUACAACGAGCAACUAACAGUUACCUUAGAGGAGGAUGAAUUCUCGCAGAAACAACGAUUGGCCUAUAAGUUGGAGCAGGUACACAACAUAAUGGCUGAGUCGGGACAGCCGUGAUACUGGCCUGACCUGACGUGCCCCCCUACUGACUCUCCUCUCUCUCCUGUAUUCCCGACGGCACCUCAGGAACUUGCCUGCUGAUAAACGUUUCAUGCCAAAUAUACAUAUCCAUCAUCAAAUAAAACUAUUUCUGUAUGUGUUACGAAUUGCUGUUGUGCAAUUAUUGUUCAGUGUAUUGUGGACCGGUGCUCACUCAGUGACUUCAAAGUGCCUCUGGUAGAUUGAGUGCGGUGCUGGCUCCUUAAAUGAGUGUAUUAUAUUUUUAUGAUAACACUAGAUUUAUGCUUUGCCGUGCUGAACGUCAGCGUUAUAGUCUAGGCCCGUUUUUCAGAAAAAGCCUUCCCCAAUCAGGUAAGCCACAUCUUAUAUCACUCUUUGCUAAUAUAUUUUCUGGGUGAUUUGAUGACACAUGAAUAGAGUUUCGUGAAUAAUAAUUGUUGGAUAAUGCCAAUUCGAUAAUGACCAAAGUUGCGAAAUUUAAAAUACAUGGCCAUAGGAAUUACAUUUUUAUUAUUAACAUUUUGGCUGUUUUUUAAUUUUUAUGUGGCUAUAUUUUUGAUUGGGUAUUUUUAUUUUCUAAACAUCAAAUUAUCCAAAAAAUUAUUAUCAAAGUAUUAUAAAGAAUGUUUCACAAAUGGUUUGGAAUAGUUUAAGAAUAUACAUAAUAGAAAAAAUUACUACUAGAAGUUCACAUAUAUUUUUAUCAUAGGGUGUUUAUUUUUUAAGUUAUUUGCCUUUAAUUAUUUGAUUAUAAUAAAAUUUUACUUUCCUCUCAAAGGUAAUGUGUAGAUUAUUUUUUUUAAACAAUGCUUUAUAAUGUAUCUCAUAAAUAAUGGCUUUUAUAUUGUCACUUCCUUAUAUAAAUAAGUUUUUCAUCGCAAUAAAUAUUGACGGCAAUGAAAUGAUAACAUAAUUUGGUAGUGCACAAAAGGAAUGUGGUUAUUUUUAAAUUUUAAGUAUUCCAUAAAAUUGAUUAAAAGUUUCAUAAAAAAAUAAGAAAGUAACACAGAAAUGUGUAUUUUAGAUUGAUUGGUGUCAAAAUUUUAAAAAUUAAUUAAAGGCGAUUAACUUCAAAGAUUUUUAGUGUAAUUUUUUUAAUUCUGCAUAUCUUUCAAAAAAUCCUGCCCAUUUGUGAUAUAGACUAGAUGUGAUGGAUGGGGCUUACAUGAAAUUUUUCAAAUAUUGGUCCUAGGCUAUUAGUCCAUAUUAUUGUCGAUAUUCACUGAAAUAUCCACUCUAACAAUGCUUUUUUGAUAUUUGUAAUAUGAUCGCAACUUUAUACAGUUUAAUAUUUUUGUAUUUAGUUGAAUACAAUCAUGAUGAUUGUCUUCCGCAAUGAAGGAAGCACCAGGGUGUAGUAUUUAAUUGCGACCUUUCAAUCAAUGGAUGUUUCAAAUCUAUACAUUACAUACUAUGCACAAGGUCGUAUCAAUGUUGUUUGUGUAUGUGUAAUAAGGCUGUGUACAUUUUCUUGUUUGUAAUAAAAACCAGUAUCUUCAGUUGCCACACUUAGAAUUUUUCAUGGACUACUGCCCUCUAAUGUCUAUCUGUUCCUCUUUAAGGCUGGCAGAAUUACAUUUUACAUUAUAUUUAUAUGAAAAUUAAAAAAAAUAUAUUUGGUGAAUAAAAAACUGUUGAUAUAAAUUUUGUAAAUAAAAUUUGCUAGACAGUCAAAUAAUAGGAUAGUAAAAGAAUAGGGUAUUAUAAAUUGGAAGUAUUAUUUUGAUUUUCAUUCAAAAAAAAAAAAAAAAAAAAUCAGCUAUACUGGGUUGAAAGUCGGUCAACAAAUAAUAAUCGCAAAAUAUAUUUUACUUGAUAUUAUUAUUUGGAAGGAUUCUACUACUAUAUACUGUCAAUUAAGUACUCUUUGGAAACAAGUAAAAAACAUUUUACUUCUUGGAAAAUAUAUAAUAAACAUACAAAUAUUUAUUUUUUGAUUGUAACCCAUAAAAGUGACAAAAUAUUUCAUUAUGAGUAAUCUGAAAUAUAUAAAAUUUGAAGGUGAUAUCUCUAUGAAAAAUUUAAUAAAAAAUGUAUUUUCCUUACUGACUUCAAUUCCAUGUACACAGUAAAAAGAUAUUGAUCUUCUAACACGUUUUGUGAGAGAUUAAAUUGCAUUUUAUGACAUUUUUAUGGCAGCAACAUUUACAUUUUAAACUGUAGCAACUAUACAUUAUAUAUAUUUUUUUUCAUUUGAUUAAAAAUAUGGUUAAAUAUUUUAAAUACAGGGUGUUGCACAUAUACAUUAUUUUAUACACGUUUAGCUUUUUCUUUAUUUCUUACCAGUUUUUAUUUAUAUUAUGUAUAUUAAAUUUUAUUUAAUUAAUUUCUAGUCUUAAAUUUUUUGAGUAAUUCUACCAGCCAACAUGUUUGCCUUCAUGUUCAAAUAUUUUAUUACCUUUUGUUAUGUGCAAUUUUAAGUCAUAAUUAUGAUUAGGUUUACUUUAUAUUUAUAAAACGCUGAAUGUUCCACUGCUUCUUCAAGUAUGUCAUUCCCAAGUGUGCAUUUAAAGCUAUUUUCUUAUUUAUAAAUAAAAUACUCAUUAUUGGUAAUUGAAUCAAAACAAAAAAUACUCGAAUGACUCUUCUGGGUUAAAAUAACAUUAGUACCAGUUGAAUUAAAAAAAAAUGUGGAUACGCUUUUAGGAAAAAUGUUUGUUUUGUUGUAGAUGCGAUCAAAAAGCAAACCUCGUGUUUUAAGUAUAAUUUCAAAACUGCUUUUAUUGUAUAUUUAUUAUUUUAACGAUAAGUCCUUAAAAGUUUGUUAUGUAAAUUUUUUGUUCCUUAAAAGAAUUCAUACAUACUGGGGAUGCUGUAUUUUUCAUAUUAACUAUCGAUAAGAUUUUUAAAAUAACUGAUGCAUUCCGUGUUAGUGAGAAAAUAUUUACUCAAUAAGUGAAACAUUCAGUUAAAGUACGGGGUUUUUUGAUCCCAGUUCCUUCUUCUCUUUCAAACAGUUAAAUAAUUUAAAUUAGUACUUCCUUUUUAAUAUCGAUUUUUUCCUUUAGAGUACAAUAUUUGAUAAAAAAUCAUUUGGUUGUAAUUAAUCUCAUCCCUAAGUUCUUAUUCAUAAAAUAUACACAGGGUGUUCAGAACUUACGUGUACCUGGAGCUACUACAGAUUUAUGGGCUCAAACUUGCCUAUAUACCAAUUUGCUUCGUUAGGCCGCUAGAAGUCAUCAAAGAUAAAUAGAAAUAUCUACUUUUUCUGUAAUUUCCAGGAUCCAGCCAUUUUAAGAGAUCAAACAUGGUAAAAAUACUAGGUGUUUUAUGGCCAAUUAAAAGCAGCAGCAAUAAUUUUUCUAUUGCGAUCAUAAGAUUCUCAUUUGGGGUAAGAUCAACAGACAUUUUUUUGUCACUUGUUUUCAUUUCUGGUAUUACAGUAGGAAACUAUUAGUUUUAAAUCAAAAAAUUACUCUUUUUUGAUGUCGUUAUGACAUCCCCAACUAUGAAAGAUGGUAUCUAUAAAAUAAAGAUUUGGUGCCUUCGACACCUAAAGGAAACUUGAGAUUAAAAAUAGUGUUUGAAAGAGAUGACAGGAUAAUUUUAUAAACUUCAUACUACUAAUUUUAACAUGUUUAUUUUAAAUAUUUUGAAGAUAUUAUUUUGAUAACUUUUUUUGUGAGUGGAUUCAAUGUUUAAAUGUUUUUAAAGAUAUUUUAUCUCUCCCUCAUUCCUAUGUCGUUUGAAGCGCGUAUAUAAUUCGGGCCGUCAUUUUUAUUUUGGUUUUUACUUUUCAUGUGCGCACCAUGUGUGAAAUGUAUUAUGAAGGAGUUGUAAUCACUAUCUCGGGAAAAAGUACUCAGAACAAAAGUUAUUUGAUUAUUGCGAUUUUUCUUGAGACAGUGAAAAUAAAUACGCAAUGGGAACAAUAACGUUUAAUUAUUAAUUAUUUUUAUCUUUUUAUCGGAAGGAAGAAGCAAAACUAAAUGAUCCUCUGCUUAAGAUGUCAUAAUUAUCAUAAAUUGAUGUGAUAUUGAUUGAUUGGAAUCAUUUAGAUAGACAUAAUCGUUAGUAAUGUGUAACUGAUAUUGUUAUAUUUUUUAAAUGUAAUUUUAUAUUCAAUGUAAAUGUCAUGUUAGUUUUCCUUUUUCCUUCUCAAACCUUUGUGUUUUUUCAAUUGACUUUUUAAUGAAAUGGUCAAAUGCCACCGUCCUGAAAAUUGGAACAAUGUAUCUCAACUUAGCUUUUUGACAGCUGCGCAUAACAAGUCCAGUUUUAAAACAGUUUUUUGUAUUUUUGUUUUAUAAGUCACAAGAUGUCACUAUUAAUUUGUAAUUAUUUAAGUUAUGUAUAUAAAAUUUUAUGCCAAAAAUGCUUCUGGACAAUUGCAUAGGAAGAUUUGUAAAUAUUAAAUGGGUGUACGUAUGUCCGUACAGAUGAAUGCAUUAAUGUUUGUAUGUUUGUACGCAUGAUACAUAUUUAUAGUAAUGUGUGUACAUUCGAUUAUGAAUGGUAAUGUACUACUCUAUGUUAUUAUAAAAGACUGAACGGAGUUACUAAAAUAAAUAGAAAACAC
This is a messenger RNA of Psylliodes chrysocephalus, 10734 nucleotides long. The record is from the annotation of a GenBank genome assembly. NCBI's taxonomy places the organism in Eukaryota, Metazoa, Arthropoda, Insecta, Coleoptera, Chrysomelidae.